UUCAAAUCCCGCAGGCUCACUACAGUUAAAAAUGGCUUCUUCAAAAUCUGAGGAAUUCACAGACUUUGAUGGCCAUCAGGUUCGAAAAUAUAACUUCCCUUUGGAYAAAAUUCCUAGAUUACACUAUGAGGAUCCUAAAGCUCAAGAUCUGAUCAAGAAUGAGAUGCCAGUCAUCCUCACAGGUUCAGGAAUCGUUGGCACAGCCAUGAAAUGGAAUCUUGAUUAUUUGAAAGAACACAUUGGAAAAGGGGAAUUYUCUGUCUUUGCAUCAGACACAUAUAAAUUUAUAUACUUUGAUGAAAAACGAGCUCAAAGUUGGAAAAACUUUGUCCCUCCAAACUUAAGACUAAGUAUGAAAUUUGAAGAAUUCUAUCACAGAAUAAAGAACUUCAACGCAAAYGAAAAUGAAUCUGGUCCAAAAAUAUACCUUCAACAAAUGCUGAACGAUCAGGUCGGAAGACAAAUUGUYGUAGAUUUCCUUGGCUUUAAAUGGGAAUGGUUAAAUGAAAGGAGAAAGGAAAUGGGUUGGGGACCAUUGACGUCAAAUCUGUUACUCAUUGGUCUCCCCGGCAAUAUAACUCCAACGCACUAUGAUGAACAACAGAACUUUUUCUGCCAAGUAACUGGGUACAAGAGAAUAAUCCUCUUCCACCCGGACAAGGUCAAGUGUCUGUAUCCAUACCCUGUUUAUCAUCCCUGUGAUAGGCAAAGUCAGGUGGAUUUUGAUAACCCAGAUCUUAAAAGAUUUCCCAACUUCAGAAAUAUAAGUGGAACAGAAGCAAUGGUUGGGCCAGGAGAGGUGCUCUAUAUUCCAAUGUACUGGUGGCAUUAUGUUGAAUCAGCAAAGAACAGUGAAAUAACAACAUCGGUGAAUUUUUGGUACAAGGCAGGACAGACACCCAGUGAUAUCAAGUACCCACUGUCGGCACAACAAAAGAUGGCAAUCAUGAGAAACAUCGAAAGGAUGCUAGGAGAGGCACUUGGUAGUCAUACUGAGGUUGGUCCUUUGUUGCGCACUAUGGUUUAUGGACGAUAUGAGGGUGACGAAGGCCAAGAUGACAAUGAAGACAGCAGCCAAUCAUAGCACUUGAAGCAAUUUGAAUUUAAUAACACUGAGUUGAUCUGUCAGAAACAUUCUGGUAUUGUAUACCCGAACAUUUAUUCUUUCUAACCUCCAUCUUCAAACAACUUACCAAUGCAUUUUAUCAAUAUCCUGAAAUAACCUUUUGGCUGAUCUAAGUCAGGGCAUGGCUAACUCACAGAUUGAA
This is a messenger RNA of Actinia tenebrosa (Australian red waratah sea anemone), 1268 nucleotides long. RefSeq names its product hypoxia-inducible factor 1-alpha inhibitor. Gene Ontology annotation, cellular component: cytoplasm; nucleus. Gene Ontology annotation, molecular function: [protein]-asparagine 3-dioxygenase activity; peptidyl-histidine dioxygenase activity; ankyrin repeat binding. Lineage: Eukaryota; Metazoa; Cnidaria; Anthozoa; Actiniaria; Actiniidae. Gene Ontology annotation, biological process: negative regulation of Notch signaling pathway. The record is from RefSeq and is a predicted model, not a curated record.